AUGGAUCGACGAUACUGGACCAGUGUGAUCGAAUCCUGUAGAAGCCGCAGCACUGCAACGGACAUUGACGAUCGAGUCUGCCGUCUCUUCCGCUGUGAUGAUGUCUUCAUGUUCAACAAGCUCAUCGAGAUGCACGGUAAUUGCAACAACAUCGAUCGAGCUCGACAGAUUUUCGACAAGCUCAGCUCCAAAAGAGACGCAUUGUCGUGGGAGAGAAUGCUUGCCGUAUACUGCCGCGGCGAGCAAAUGCAUCACGCCACCCAGAUCUUUAAUGAGAUGCCACAACGGAGCCUUCUCUCCGCGACUGCCCUUUUAACUGCAUAUGCCCAUUCAGGGCAUAUUGACCACGCAAAACUAACGUUUGAUUCCAUUCCCGAGCUUGAUCUUGUGUGUUGGAACGCAAUGCUGGCAGCUUUCGUCCAGCACAAGAACUUAGAAGGGGCAAAAAUUAUUUUCUGGAGUAUGCCCUCUCCUGGCAUAGUGUCGUGGACCGCUUUACUAACAGCAUAUGCCCAAGAAGGGCAUUUGUAUGAAACAAAGGCUCUUUUUGACCGGAUGCCAUUGGUUAACGUGGUGUCAUGGACGGUCAUGAUCUCUGCUCACGCCCAAAAUGGCUACCUCUUUGCCGCUAAGACCCUGUUUGACGAGAUGCCCGAGAGGGAUGUGAUUUGCUGCAAUGCAAUGUUGGCGGCUUUUGCUCAGAACGGGCAUUUAGAAAAAGCUCUAGAGCUUUUUCAUGACAUGGAGGAGCGAAACUUGUCCACGUGGAAUGCCAUGCUGACGGCAUUUGCCCAAAAUGGCCACCUGUCAGAUGCCCAGCGCGUUUUCCACAGGAUCCCACAGCGCGAUCUCGUGACGUGGAAUGCCAUGCUGGUGGCAUUUGGAGAGAGCGGUGACAUGGACAGGGCAAGGGGGGUGUUUGUCGAUAUGCCCCGGCUGAAUCUGGAAGGACGGAUAAAAGAAUCUAGGUCUGUGUUUCUCUCCAUGCCAGAGCGAGACAUGGUAGCAUGGACAUCCAUGAUAGACACAUAUGCCCAGUUUGGGCAUUUGGAAGAGGCAAAGCACCUCUUUGACCUCAUGCCACAUCGGAGUCUAGUGACGUGGAACUCCAUGCUGGCAGCCUUUAUCCAAGGUGGACACGUAGAAGAUGCUAAGAAGUUUUUCGAUACCAUGCCACAGCAAAACGUAAUCUCUUGGACAGCCAUGCUCGUGGCAUAUGCCCAAGGGCGGUAUUUGGGAGAGUCCAAGGUUAUGUUUGAUGAAAUGCCACAGAGGAAUCUAGUAUCCUGGAAUGCCAUGUUCUUUGCAUAUGCGCAGAACGGGCAUAUGCUCCAAGCGAGGAUAUUCUUUGAAAGGAUGCCUAGGAAAGAUUCCGUGUCAUGGAACUCCUUGCUCGCGGUUUACACCCACAACGGCCUCUUCCGCGACACGUUUGAUGCGUUUGAUGCCAUGAAGAUGCUGGACAGCGUCGAUUCUAGAGACCAGGGUAUAUUCGUGUCGGUGCUGGUCGCGUGUAGCCAGGCAGGGAACGCAUCGCACGGCCGCGGUUGCUUCCAGUCCAUGGCGAUGGAUUUUGGAGUGGAGGCGACACACCAGCACUACUGCUGCGUGGUGGAUUUGCUUGGUCGGAGUGGCUACUUGGAAGAAGCCCAAGAUCUAUUACAAACCAUGCCCUUUGUUCCCGAUGCUCUGGAGUGGACGAGUUUCCUUGGAGCUUGCAAGAGCCACAGUAGCUUCGCCCGUGGAAGCUAUGCCGCGAGGAAGCUGGUGGAGCUAAGUGCCAAGGAAGGAGGAGCCUUUGUUCUCGUGGCACACAUGUACUCGCUCGCUAAUAACAAGAGCUCGGAAGAAAAAGAGCCGCGGGCAUGCGAAUCGAGAAUGCGGGCGAUUCAAUCGAUCGCCCUUCAACAAAAUAUGUGUUUGCAAUGA
Selaginella moellendorffii is the source of this 1929-nucleotide messenger RNA. Its product is annotated as pentatricopeptide repeat-containing protein At2g35030, mitochondrial-like. Gene Ontology annotation, biological process: RNA modification. Bases 1 to 1929 code for a protein of 642 amino acids. Gene Ontology annotation, molecular function: RNA binding; protein binding. The transcript has 2 exons. The record is from RefSeq and is a predicted model, not a curated record. NCBI's taxonomy places the organism in Eukaryota, Viridiplantae, Streptophyta, Lycopodiopsida, Selaginellales, Selaginellaceae.